Messenger RNA from Priapulus caudatus, 3138 nucleotides. RefSeq names its product alpha-1,2-mannosyltransferase ALG9-like. Bases 70 to 1884 code for a protein of 604 amino acids. The transcript is spliced from 16 exons. The record is from RefSeq and is a predicted model, not a curated record. Gene Ontology annotation, biological process: protein N-linked glycosylation. Gene Ontology annotation, molecular function: alpha-1,2-mannosyltransferase activity. NCBI's taxonomy places the organism in Eukaryota, Metazoa, Priapulida, Priapulimorpha, Priapulimorphida, Priapulidae. Gene Ontology annotation, cellular component: endoplasmic reticulum membrane.
GCCCCAGGGGUAGUUUGGAGGAGUGCUUGGAACCCGCUAUCGCUUAGCUUAGCCUGGAAAGUGCUCAACAUGGCGACACCCAGUGUUAGAAGCAGAGCUCAAGUAGCGAGUCAUUAUCAUAGGAAAAACACGACACAUAGCGAUCAGUCGUCAUUAACUGACCAUUAUCAAGCACCAUGGACCCUGUCUGGUUACACAGCAUUCAAGGCCCUACUCUCUGCAAGACUUGUUGCUGCUAUAUGGUGUAACAUUUCUGAUUGCGAUGAAACGUACAACUACUGGGAACCGUUGCACUACAUGAUGUAUGGCUCAGGUUUCCAGACGUGGGAGUACUCGCCAACGUAUUCAAUCCGCUCUUAUGCAUACAUCUUAAUUCACGCGAUUCCGACUUCGCUCUACAGCCAGCUCAUUCAGCCCAACCGCAUACUCGUCUUCUUCUUUCUACGAUGUGUUCUGGCAUUCUCUUGUGCCCUUUGCGAGGUUUACUUUUAUAGGGGUGUAUGCAAGCAGUUUGGCUCGCACGUUGGCCGCAUGACGCUGUUGUUCCUCAUCCUGAGCACUGGCAUGUUCAUUAGCAGCUCUGCAUUACUACCCAGCUCAUUCUCGAUGUACAUGACCAUGCUGGCGAUGGGAGGCUGGUUUCUAGGCACGUUCUGGGUGAGCAUAUUGGCAGUAGCAGCAAGUGCAAUUAUAGGUUGGCCCUUUGCUGGUGUGCUUGGGAUACCAAUAGCAUUCGAUCUUGUAGUAAGAAAGAAGAGAGUACUCUAUUUCUUCAAGAUGGCAGGAGUUUUUGGCUUUAGUAUACUGUGUGUGUCUGCACAUAUCGAUAGCACCUACUAUGGAAAGGCAGUGAUCACACCCUUAAAUAUCAUACUCUACAAUGUCUUCAGCGGUCAUGGACCUGAUCUAUAUGGUGUCGAGCCCUGGAGUUACUAUCUCAUCAACGGCCUUCUCAACUUCAAUAUGGUCUUUGUGCUGUCCUUUCUGGCACUGCCGCUGACAUAUAUGACUGGAUACAUACUCGAUAUCCCUGUGUCUGGUCGCAUUCCAAGCUGGCUGAGGUUAUUGGCCAUGUACAUCUGGCUAGCCAUCUUCUUCCUGCAGCCUCACAAGGAGGAGCGGUUCCUGUUUCCGGUGUACCCACUCGUGGCUUUACAUGGGGCUGUGGCUCUCGACUGCAUCCAGAAACUCUAUUGCCAUGUAGCAAUGGGACUGAUGCACAGGAAGAUGCAAGUAGAUCCUCAAACUAAAACGUCCCCCUAUCAGCACUACACAAAGUCGUCUGCGUGGCUUGCCAUCGCAUUCUCAGUGGCCUUCACCCUGCUCUCAGUAUCUCGGAGUCUUGCCCUUUACAAAGGUUACCACGCACCCCUAGACGUGUACAUGGAGAUGAACUGGUUGGCACAGGACACUCAGGUACACACUCUCCCUGCGGACAAGGCUGUUCACGUCUGCGUGGGAAAGGAGUGGCAUCGCUACACCAGCAGCUUCUUUCUGCCAAAUACGAAUUGGCACUUGCAGUUCAUUCAGUCAGAGUUUAAAGGUCAGUUGCCGAAGCCUUACGGGAACUCUUCAUCCGAGGUGCCAUCGCAAAUGAACGAUAUGAAUCUAGAGGAGCCUUCACGAUAUAUCGAUGUGAAAUACUGCCACUACCUGAUAGACCUUGAUUUACCGCAAGAGUCUGCGUUAGAACCUAGGUACACACAGAUGUCAAACGACUGGAAAGUAAUAGCAUCACACCCGUUCCUAGAUGCACCUAGGUCACAUCAACUGUUCAGAUCAUUCUACAUUCCAUGGGUUACAUCGCACUACUGUCAGUAUGCAAAUUACACCCUGCUGAAAACUACAAGAACGAAAAACAAAAAGGCAAAGCAGGACAGCUAACAAUAUCAAGGACAGACGUGUGUCAACUUUCUUGCAAGAUUUUGUACAGGGAUUUUGAUUACAUCGUAUUAUUUUAUGCUUUGGUUGGGUGGAGGUGUUAUGAUCUGGAAUAAUGGGUUUUGCAUAAAAAGGUGUAUUUGCAAUUUUCAUGGAAAAUAAGUUGCCAUGCACAUUGCGAGGUGACCAGAUGUGGUAUUGUGUGGUUCUUCGUGUCUGGUACGGUGAUAGAUUACAUACGUGUGCGGUCCUCUGUGAUUUUAUUCUACCCUGAACGUUUAGUGCUCACACAUAUUCGCAUUGCAUUCCACUAAUCAGACAAGUCAGGAGUUUCAAUUUAGCCUUUAGUUCAUCGCUAACUUUUUCCGCUCUAUGGCAUCAAUUCAUAAGCUGAUUGCACCUACUUAAUUUAGCCACAAAUACAUAAAUCAUACGUUUUACGAAACAUUAACAAUUUCUAUCCAGUUGUUAUGCUUUCCAACAAAGAUCUUAUUGGUUUUUAAACUCAGGUGACUUUGUCUAAAGUUUAAUAUAUUCUACUAAGAUGGCGAAGUUACGAUGAAAAGAAUAUAACUAUUGAUCGUUCCAGUUGGAAUACUGGCAACAGGUGAUUAUGGCUGCCAUAUUGGCUAGUGUCUAACAUGCCUUGUAUUGUCGUUGCCCGUAUAUAUUACUCGACAGUCAAUACUCAUUAUGUUUUGAAAUGUAGACAUUUCUGUGAAAUCAUGUGCUCACAGUGUGAUUUAUUAUGAUUUAACAUAAUAGCUGUUGUUUACACUAACGGUGACUUUCAUACGGCACAAUUCAAUUUGAUAUGUAAUUGUCCUAAGCUGUUUGUAUAGGGUUGAUACGCAUCUUCCGGUGGUGAAAGAAUUUUAUUUGUUAGGUGGAAGGUUUAUUUCUGUUAUAAAAACACCUUUUGUCAGGAAAGAAUACUUCUAUAUUUGUGAUUUCAGUGUAGCAUAGUACCAUUUGAUGCCUAUAGUGUUAAGUAAAACGACAUGUUGACUAUUUUCUGUUUAAUCACAGUUUUAUUAAGUUAAACUGCCUGGAUGUUGAAGCUGACCAAUGAGUGUAUGAUUGCAUAGUAAUAUCAUAAUUUAACACAUAGUACAACUAGAGCUGCAAUUCUACCAUAGUUCUAUGCAAAGACACAAAUGCUGACCAGUUGGUUAAUUAACCAAUAUUCAGGCCACUCAUCUUUCACACUGAGCAUGCUGUCCUGCUAGGGCAAUACAUUUGUUUAUUCGUAACAGA